CGCCCCUGGCUUCCAUUUCUGAACUGAGGGACACCGCGCUCGCGUAGAGGAUCCUCGCAUUUACACACAUUUUCUCAUGUAAAUAAAGUAGGUUCUGUUGGUGUAAAUUAGCGACAGAUACUCGAGAGCGUUUUAAAUUGUACUACUUUCUCGGCUUGGAUUCCAGUUUGAAUAGUGGCUAUAACCGAAGCUGGCCUUUUAUUUCCCGUUUUAACUUUCCUUAAGCGGCGUUUUCCGCCGUUUUUUUUCUUUCGUUUCGCCCCACUCACUCUCCCCCUUGUGUGAGUAGGGGCCUGUAACGUUGGUUUAGCCACGAGGCGCGUCGGUACAGCCAGAAUUGGGCUAUGGCGGAGUUCGGGAACGGACUGGCGGAGGAAUCCCUUCUGGACUCUGAUCCUGGUCACCCAGAGCUGGAAGACACAGGAGUUGGCGACGAGGAGCCGGGGUUAGAAGAGGGAGAGGCCGCUAUUGAGGACCCGGAGCUGGAGGCAAUCAAAGCCCGGGUGCGAGAGAUGGAGGAGGAAGCUGAGAAGCUGAAGGAGUUACAGAACGAGGUGGAGAAACAGAUGAACCUCAGCCCCCCACCUGCUGGUCCUGUCAUAAUGUCCAUAGAGGAGAAGAUGGAAGCUGAUGGGCGCUCGAUCUACGUAGGAAACGUGGACUAUGGGGCCACAGCAGAGGAGCUGGAGGCUCACUUCCAUGGCUGCGGCUCUGUCAACAGAGUCACCAUCCUGUGUGACAAAUUCACAGGGCAUCCCAAAGGGUUUGCCUAUAUCGAGUUUGCAGACAAGGAGUCUGUAAGGACAGCCAUGGCCUUGGACGAGUCUCUGUUUCGAGGAAGACAGAUAAAGGUGGGCGCCAAGAGGACGAACAGGCCGGGCAUCAGCACCACAGACCGAGGGUUCCCGCGGGCCCGCUUCCGCUCACGAGGGGGAAACUUCUCGUCGUCGCGCGCACGCUACUACAGCGGUUACACACCGCCCAGAGGCAGAGGACGGGCGUUCAGGGGCCGAGGGCGAACAACAUCGUGGUAUUCCCCUUACUAAUACACCCCUCCCCUUACUAUCACCCCCAUGUCCCCAUACAAAAAAAGAAUGAAAAUACCCCCAAUAAAGGAAGGAACCCCCAGAAGAGAAAAAAAAAAAAAAAGACAAAAAAAAAAAAAAAAAAACAUCUCCUGGACAGACAGACUGGCCGCUGUGUGCGUUUGUGUGUGUGCGUGUGCAGUGGAGGUGGGGCCACCAUCCGGGUAAGAUAUGUGAUGGCCCUGGAGGGGGAAGGGGUGGGAGGAGGGGGAGAUUUGGUGGCAUUUCAGUUUUGUUUUUGAGAAGAUGAUGUAAUCUCAGGCUGCAGACGUGUCUCCUUCUGGCUGUGACCUCCAGCGUGACCUCCAGACCCCCUCGUCCCUAAACAUACUUGCAAUCGGAAACGGUGACCAGAGAGGAGAAUGUGAUGUUUGUUCUUAUUUUAAAUGUACCUCACAUGUGAAACUUCCAAUAGCAAAUGUUUUUUUUCUUUUUUUUUUUUUUUUAGUUUGUGGUAUUGGAGUAUCAUAUUCUCUUGUGUUGUCUGACCAGCUACCACUCACCCCAACCCCCCCUCCCCUCUAACUCUUCAUCACUACGGUUACUGCCGCCCACCUCUGACUCCAUCUCAUGCCGUGUUCAGUGCCCCCCACUUCUCUCGGUCAUUCUGAUGGUGACUGGCGUUCAGUGGGACACACUUGUUUUUUUUUGUCUGUUCCUUUAUUGUACCACCUGCAACCACGAAGGCAUGGCCAGACUUCUGCAAAUCCCCCUUUUUUGUCUGCGUAAACCCUCUUCAUCUGUGCCUGCCUCUCCCUUUGUGCUGUAAACCCCACGCCCCCCAUUUACCCCUCCCCCCCCCCCCCCCUCCCCCCUCUCUCUCCCUCUCUCUGUAUAUUAGACCACUUCUUGUCGUUGCAGGUUUCAGGACCAGUGGAGGCUGUCCACCCCUCCUCCCGUGGCAGCGCCCCCUACAGUCUCGGCGGCGUCUCUCUCUCUCUCUGCCCCCGCUAUGCACACUCACCCCAUCCUGUCUGUGUGGGGGGGUGGGGGCGGGGGGC
Osmerus eperlanus (European smelt) is the source of this 2086-nucleotide messenger RNA. It is a transcript of the gene pabpn1, whose product is annotated as poly(A) binding protein, nuclear 1. NCBI's taxonomy places the organism in Eukaryota, Metazoa, Chordata, Actinopteri, Osmeriformes, Osmeridae. Gene Ontology annotation, cellular component: nucleus. The transcript has 7 exons. The record is from RefSeq and is a predicted model, not a curated record. Gene Ontology annotation, molecular function: poly(A) binding. The coding region runs from base 345 to 1046 and encodes 233 amino acids.